Messenger RNA from Cladocopium goreaui, 573 nucleotides. The record is from the annotation of a GenBank genome assembly. Lineage: Eukaryota; Dinophyceae; Suessiales; Symbiodiniaceae.
GUGGUGAUCCUCCGGGGGCUUGGCAGCGUUGACCUAGAUCCGUGGGAGGGCCUGGACGUGGACGACGGAUCUCUUUUGACAACAACAGUCUACCUGUCAUUCCUGCUGCAGAGGUUUGAACCCCUGUUUUACCACAAGAGCUUUGAUCGCUUUGUCCCCUGGGAACAGCGUGAGAAGACCAUGGUCUUCAGUUGCACCAUGGGCUGCAGCGCCCACAACCUCACUGCCAAAGAGGUCAAGCUAGCCCUGGUGCAUGCUUCCCUAGAUGGCAAGAGAUAUAGCUGGUACCUAACCGAGUUUCGGGAUGAGGAUGCGAAUUCCCCGAUUAUCUAUGCUAGAACAAAGCUUCGGAAGUCACCCACUUACCGCGUGCCGUGGCUGACAGUCACUCCUGGAGGCGAUAUCAAGCCGAGCGAUUUGGAGGAUGUUCAUCUUAUCACCGCUUGGGAUGCUUUGCGAUUUGAUACACCUUUGAAGUGGGGUGUCACAGUCCGGAUGCUCAAUAAACCAAACAGUUUAGACCGUUGCCAUGAAAACAUCUCUAUGCCUUCUCAGUCACAUACAGUUAUAUGA